AUGUCUUAUUAUUUAGAUCAAUCUUAUGACUCACUUUUUAAUGAGUCUGAGAGUGAUCUAAAUGAUAUAGAUAUUUCUGAACUCGAAUCUGAAUAUUCUGGCGAUGAAACCUUUUUUGACGAUCCAGAAAAUUUCACCACCGAGGAGAAGGAAAGUUACGCCAUUGACGAGCCCGACAGUUACGCCGUUGACAAGCCCGACAGUUACGCCGUUGACGAGCCCGACAGUUACGCCGUUGACGAGCCCGACAGUUACGCCGUUGACGAGCCCGACAGUUACGCCGUUGACGAGCCCGACAGUUACGCCGUUGACGAGCCCGACAGUUACGCCGUUGACGAGCCCGACAGUUACGCCGUUGACGAGCCCGACAGUUACGCCGUUGACGAGCCCGACAGUUACGCCGUUGACGAGCCCGACAGUUACGCCGUUGACGAGCCCGACAGUUACGCCGUUGACGAGCCCGACAGUUACGCCGUUGACGAGCCCGACAGUUACGCCGUUGACGAGCCCGACAGUUACGCCGUUGACGAGCCCGACAGUUACGCCGUUGACGAGCCCGACAGUUACGCCGUUGACGAGCCCGACAGUUACGCCGUUGACGAGCCCGACAGUUACGCCGUUGACGAGCCCGACAGUUACGCCGUUGACGAGCCCGACAGUUACGCCGUUGACGAGCCCGACAGUUACGCCGCUGACGAGCCCGACAGUUACGCCGCUGACGAGCCCGACAGUUACGCCGCUGACGAGCCCGACAGUUACGCUGUUGAUGAUGAAGAGACUUUUGUUGUUGAUGAGCCAGUAACUUUUGGUACACCAGUAACGUUUGUCGAGCAGGUAACCUUCACCAAGCCGGUGACUUUUUCUGCUGCAGUUACUUUUAAAGCACCAGUAACUUUUGCCGCACCGGUGGUACCUGCUCGACCCGGAACACCACCGACCGCACGCCCACGUGCACCACCGACCGCACGCCCACGUGCACCACCGACCGCACGCCCACGUGCACCACCGACCGCACGCCCACGUGCACCACCGACUGCACGCCCACGUGCACCACCGACUGCACGCCCACGUGCACCACCAACCGCACCACGCAUUCCUAAUUCCAAUGACGCGCCUAAUCCUGAUGAUGAAACAACCUCUCUCUGA
Molecule: messenger RNA, 1146 nt
Organism: Centruroides sculpturatus (bark scorpion)
Lineage: Eukaryota; Metazoa; Arthropoda; Arachnida; Scorpiones; Buthidae
Product: proteoglycan 4-like
Exons: 2
Coding region: 1-1146 (381 amino acids)
Source: RefSeq, a predicted model, not a curated record